CUCCCGUUUUCAGCUGAAAUUGUUUCGCAGAGAUCUGUUUUUGGAUCUUUAAUCAAAGAAACAAUCAAAACAAUGGAAACUCCUGCAUCAGCGAGAAGAUUUACAAGAUCACAGGUUAUGGCUGCGGUGAACAACAUCCCGACAUCAAGGAAAAGUGAAGAAUCUGAAAAGAAGGUUCUUUCGAGACAAAGAAACCUGAAAAACGACAGGUCGGCGCUUAUCGACAUUUCGAAUGAUUCCCCCAUUGUUGGCCUUGCUGGGGGAAGCUUGGAGUCACCUUAUUCCUUUGGCAAGAAGAAGGAUCAGCCCAAGAAGACUCCUGGAUCUGGAGAAGCCUUGCUUCGCAGUCAGGUCAAGACACUCCUGCAGAAGGUUGAAGAAGAAGCUGAGGUCUCCAAAUUCUCUUUGGAGCACCGCCCAUUCCUCCAUCUUCCUAGCGUCGCCCAUUCCCCAUCUGGGCUUCUAGCCCCAAUUCUGGCCGACAUACCUCAGUUCACUGUAACUGUACAGGGGGUAAUGGAUAUCGACAAAACGAAGCAAGAGGUUCAAGAAACUGAGAGGAGCGCUAUGAUUCGGUCUUUACUGUUGGAUUUCUCUGAGAAGUCAGAAAUCUCUGAUUCGUCGGAAUGCUCGUCGGCGCUGAGUUACCAAGAAGAGAUCAGUAAGAGUCCGGAGAAAGCACUGGAGGAUGACGACGCUUCAGUUUGGUCCAUUCAGGUCAAUGCUAGCAGUAAAGACGAAGAUGAAGAAGAAGUUGAAGAAGUCGAAGAAGCAGAAGGAGAUUAUUACUAUUACGAAGAAGAAGAACAAGUAGAAGGUGGUGGUGAACUGGUUGAUGGUCUUUGCGAAGGAUUGAGCAAGAUGACCGUUCAGGAGAAGAGAAUGCCUGAGUUCAAGGGUAAGCACACUCGAUUCGUGUACAACAGCGAUGAAGAGAUUGAAGGAGAAGAGGAAAUCUCGGAGAGUGUUCUAGGUUCCGCUUCCUCUUCUAUUUCACAUAAUGUCUUACGUUUGAAGGGUUUGCCCACUCCGGAAGGGAAGCACCUCCGCUUUCCCCAGGAAGAAGAGGAUUGA
Messenger RNA from Telopea speciosissima, 1074 nucleotides. RefSeq lists its product as uncharacterized. Bases 73 to 1074 code for a protein of 333 amino acids. NCBI's taxonomy places the organism in Eukaryota, Viridiplantae, Streptophyta, Magnoliopsida, Proteales, Proteaceae. The transcript is spliced from 2 exons. The record is from RefSeq and is a predicted model, not a curated record.